GGGGCAAGUAAGUUCCAUGGUUUUCAAGUGUUUUAAAAGUCCAUGGUUUACUCUCUUCGCAGAGCGGAUGUAAAAACAAACAAACGGUGGAGAUUCCCCGUGAAAGGAGAAAUAGUGAAAAAGAACAUUCGAAUCGACGGCUGGAAGUGUUUGAAACCUCUCUCUCUCUCUCUCUUCCCUAUUGGUUGGGGUUUUAGGGCAGAGAGUAGGGAGCGAAUGGGGGGCGAGGAGGGGGAGGUGCUGCACGAAGAAGAUGAGCGCUUUGUGGACGAAUCCAAGGCGAGCUACGAGUAUCUGCUCAAGAUGAAGGCGAGCAACAAGGAGAUGGAGCGCGCGCGGGUGCCGCUCGAGUGGCGGGAUCAAUGCGCGCACAGGCUCAUCCCGCUCAACAAGUGCCGGCAGCAGAACUACUACCUGCCGUGGCGAUGCGUGGAGCUCCGCCACAGCUUCGAAAAGUGCCAGUACUACCUCUAUCUCGCGCGGGUGUGGAAGAUGCAGCAGCUGGAGAUGGAGAUGGAGAAGGAGAAGCAGGAGGCCAAGGUGGGUCUCAAGAUCCCCCAGCCUGCCGCCGCGGCUGCCGGCGACGAAGCCUUGGCCUCGUAAUGCUGGAACUCUUUGUUUUUCAUGUUUCUCAAAACUGUUUGAAGCUACAAGCUCCAGCAAUCUGGAGAAGCGCAAGUGAUUAAACCGGCUUCUUUUGC
Messenger RNA from Selaginella moellendorffii, 701 nucleotides. RefSeq names its product NADH dehydrogenase [ubiquinone] 1 beta subcomplex subunit 7-like. NCBI's taxonomy places the organism in Eukaryota, Viridiplantae, Streptophyta, Lycopodiopsida, Selaginellales, Selaginellaceae. The record is from RefSeq and is a predicted model, not a curated record. Gene Ontology annotation, cellular component: mitochondrion. The coding region runs from base 43 to 603 and encodes 186 amino acids. The transcript has 2 exons.